AUGGCCGAGGACACCUCGGCUCAGGACUACGUCCGCGUCAAGCGGCGAAACACCAUCAUCUUUCUGUACGUCCAGCUCUCCGACACCGCCUCCGACCUGCGCCAAAAGCUGAGCGCCAUCAGCAAGGUUGACGCGGCCGAGAUGAAGCUCUUCCUCGACAAGAAUGGCGACGUGCCGCUCGACGAAAAGAAGAGCCUCGCCGACCAAAAGGCGCGCCCGCUCCCAGGCCGAGCGUCCACGCAGUAUGGCAGCAGCUGGGAGCCCGUCGAGGUGGGGGCGCCGGAGGAGGGCGCGUGA
This is a messenger RNA of Emiliania huxleyi CCMP1516, 297 nucleotides long. RefSeq lists its product as hypothetical. Lineage: Eukaryota; Haptophyta; Isochrysidales; Noelaerhabdaceae. The transcript is spliced from 2 exons. The record is from RefSeq and is a predicted model, not a curated record. The coding region runs from base 1 to 297 and encodes 98 amino acids.